AUACGUUGAAGAAAGAGAAGACGGAAAGAUGAAUGAGAAUGGAAGAUGUAAGCUUAGGGUUAGUAAUAUAUAUAUUCGGGUACUUCGGGUAAUUGGUUCGGGUAUCGGAUAUAACCAAUCGGGUACGGAUAUCCGGACUGGUUGAAUCCUAAACCUGUUCGGGUUUUUUUAAACUUCGGUUCGGUUUUCGGUUUGAAUUUUUUGGAUCGGUUCGGAUUUGGGUUUCGGUUAAUAUGCCCACGCCUAGACAGACAUAAGGUAUUAUUAUUAUGUUGCUCAAAAAAGAAAAAGAAGGUAUUAUUAUAUAGCUCGAUACAUACCUGUUAUAAAUUUCCGACAUGGAGCCAAAACAAAACCAUAUUAAAAGUGCUUUCACAUGAUCCAAAGCCCAAAGUAAAAUUAAAAAUCACUGACACAUGACCGUUUCUCUGUAAACUUUAUGAUUGCGUCAUGUUUCAAAAAAGAAAUAUCUCUCAUUUUUAGAACUUCAGCUCACAAAAAUAUCGAAGCAUUCCGUGUUCAGCUUUUCCCAUUAGAUUCAGGUGUAAAAGAAACAAGACAGAGAAGCCAAAAACGAAUUCUUUUUAUUGUGCGAUGCCUCCGACGAAUGAUAACAGAAUCUACGGCGAGACACCGUAUACCUCGGCGUCUCCACCACCACCACCGCCAAAGCCCAAAACGAAAAUUCUCUCUCUCUUCCUCGUAGGCGCUAUCAUGAUAUCAGUAUUCUUUCUCUUCCUCCUCCUUCUCAGCAUCGCAUCUCUUCUUCUUCUCCCUUUCCUCAUCUCCUCUCUCCAUCGCCACCUACGACGUCGCCGACGUAACCGCCGCCACGUAUUCUCUGAUGGUUUAUCUUCAAGAUUCGUUAAAAAGCUUCCAGAAUUCAAAUUCUACGAACCCACCACAAGGUACGGAAGCGAUUGCGUGGUUUGUCUUGAUGGGUUCAGACAGGGACAAUGGUGUCGGAACCUUCCCGGCUGCGGACACGUGUUCCAUCGGAAGUGUGUGGACACUUGGUUGCUCAAAGCCGCGACUUGUCCUGUUUGCAGAGCUAGGGUUAGUGUUGUUUCCAUAUCCGGUAUGAUGUAAUAUUUAUAAAUGAUGUAAAGGGGUGGAGAUUUUCGUAUUAAUAGUCAAGAAUAAACAAGCUCGGUCAAUUACAAGAACUAAAGAUGCUCGUUUAAACAGUUCGUCUAAACAAGUAUCUUUCUAUUUUAUGGUCUGAGGUCGUCUGGACGUGGUCGAGAUCGUCCAACACUUUGUCUAUGAUGAAGAGGCGAUGCUCUCAUUUUCUGUACUUUCUGUACGUUUCUGGCUGUCCUUUCAAUGAGUCUGACGUCUUCUAUUUAUAGUGACGUACGUUUUGUCUUCUAGCGAAAUCAUCAAUUGUUGUUUAACUGGUCGGGCCUGAUUUUGGGCUUAGCUCUUAAUGGACCUGUGCUAAGCUCAUCUCCAACAAUUGUCUCCCCCCCCACAGUUUGC
Messenger RNA from Brassica napus (rape), 1482 nucleotides. RefSeq names its product RING-H2 finger protein ATL56. Lineage: Eukaryota; Viridiplantae; Streptophyta; Magnoliopsida; Brassicales; Brassicaceae. The transcript has a single exon. The record is from RefSeq and is a predicted model, not a curated record. The coding region runs from base 595 to 1089 and encodes 164 amino acids.